Molecule: messenger RNA, 1115 nt
Organism: Eufriesea mexicana
Lineage: Eukaryota; Metazoa; Arthropoda; Insecta; Hymenoptera; Apidae
Gene: Rack1
Product: Receptor of activated protein kinase C 1
Exons: 5
Coding region: 118-1071 (317 amino acids)
Molecular function (GO): protein binding; translation regulator activity; ribosome binding
Source: RefSeq, a predicted model, not a curated record
UACGCGUUCGAAAAGGGAAGGUUUAUCGCUCUUUUCGUUCAACGCUGUGUUGAAUGUGGAACGUGGCACGGAAUCUAUUUUAAUCCAAGACAUAAAAUACUUUAAAAUCAUUGUAAAAUGACUGAAACUCUUCAACUGAGAGGUACACUUAGGGGGCAUAAUGGACCGGUUACCCAAAUUGCUACAAAUCCUAAAUAUCCGGAUAUGAUAUUGUCUUCUUCACGUGACAAAACUUUGAUCGUAUGGAAACUAACACGUGAUGAAGCAAAUUAUGGCAUUCCUCAAAAACGCUUAUAUGGUCAUUCUCAUUUCAUCAGUGAUGUAGUUCUAUCGUCUGAUGGUAAUUAUGCCCUUUCUGGUUCAUGGGACAAAACUCUUCGUCUUUGGGAUUUAGCUGCAGGACGUACGACAAGAAGAUUUGAAGAUCAUACCAAGGAUGUUUUAAGCGUUGCCUUUUCUGUGGACAAUCGUCAAAUUGUUUCUGGUUCUCGAGAUAAAACAAUUAAAUUAUGGAAUACUUUGGCUGAGUGUAAAUACACUAUUCAAGAUGAAGGACAUUCAGAUUGGGUCAGCUGUGUGCGUUUUUCUCCAAAUCAUUCAAAUCCUAUCAUUGUUUCCGCAGGUUGGGAUAAAUUGGUUAAGGUAUGGAAUUUAACGAACUGCAGAUUGAAGAUUAAUCACAGUGGGCACACUGGAUAUCUUAAUACAGUUACUGUUUCUCCUGAUGGUUCACUUUGUGCUUCUGGUGGCAAGGAUUGCAAGGCUAUGUUAUGGGAUUUAAAUGAUGGAAAGCACCUUCACACCUUAGACCAUAAUGACAUUAUAACUGCUCUUUGCUUUAGUCCUAACCGCUAUUGGCUUUGUGCUGCAUUUGGACCUUGGAUAAAGAUAUGGGAUCUUGAAACCAAAGAAAUGGUUGAAGAAUUGAAACCAGAGGUUGUGUCUGCAACAAGUAAAGCGGAACCACCUAAUUGUCUGUCUUUAGCGUGGUCUACUGAUGGACAAACACUCUUUGCCGGUUAUUCCGACAGUACUAUUCGUGUUUGGCAAGUUUCUGUAUCUAGCCGUUAAAUACUUUAUAUUGAGAUAAAAUAAAAUAGAAAAAAGACACGAAA